UGUGUGUGUAGUCACUGGCAGGCUCAGGGCUGGGAUUUCGGGUUAAAUAUUCAAAAUGGCGGACGGAGGAGCAGCGAGUCAAGAUGAGAGUUCAGGACCAGAUGCUAAAGUGAAUAAUCAGUCAGAAACUACUAAAUGUGCAAUGGAAAGUGGUGACGGAAACACCGGAAUCCAAACCAAUGGAUUGGACUUUCAGAGGCAGACGGUGCCAACCACAAGUGCAAUCACUAAUGCACAUGCACAAGCCCUACUCCAACAGUCUAAGUCGGAAGACUCGAGUGCUCUCCCGACCUCCGUCCAGCAGGGCGUAUUGCCUCAAACACAGCUAAUGUUGGCCGGGGGACAGAUUGCUGGAUUGACCCUGACCCCAGCGCAUCAGCAGCUGUUGCUUCAGCAGGCCCAAGCUCAGCUCCUGGCUGCAGCUGUGCAGCAUUCAGCCAGCCAGCAGAACAGCACCACAGGCGCCAACAUCUCGGCCUCGGCAGCAACACCCAUCACCCAGCUGCCCCUGUCACAGCCCAUCCAGAUUGCCCCCCAGCUGCAGCAGCAGAAUCUAAGCCUGCCUCAGUUUGUUCUGGUGCAGCCUGGCCACCCGAUCGCCACACCACUGCCGUCGGCUCAGUUCAUCAUCUCACAGACACCGCAGGCCCAACAGAGCAUAUUGCAAACCCAGAAUCUUCUAACUCAACUACCUCAAAACCAAGCUAACCUCCUGCCGACUCAACCAAGCAUCACCCUCGCAACCCAGCCUGCAACUCCAACCCGCACAACAGCAGCUACUCCUAUUCAGUCCCUGCCCCACAGUCAGACACCACCCAAACGUUUGGACACCCCCACUUUGGAGGAGCCUAGUGAUCUGGAGGAACUGGAACAGUUUGCCAAGACCUUCAAACAGAGGCGUAUCAAACUGGGCUUCACACAGGGGGAUGUUGGCCUGGCCAUGGGGAAGCUGUAUGGAAAUGACUUCAGUCAAACUACCAUCUCUCGCUUUGAGGCCUUGAACCUGAGCUUUAAGAACAUGUGCAAACUCAAGCCAUUGCUGGAGAAGUGGCUCAAUGAUGCAGGUGCUGUUUGUGCAGAGAACCUGACAUCUGAUCCGGCCCUGUCUAGCCCCAGUGCGCUGGGCUCCCCAGGCAUGGGCAUAGAGGGGAUCAAUCGCAGACGGAAGAAGAGGACCAGUAUUGAGACCAACAUCCGAGUGGCCUUAGAAAAGAGCUUUCUGGAGCAGAACCAAAAACCUACCUCUGAAGAGAUCGCAAUGAUCGCUGACCAGCUCAACAUGGAGAAGGAGGUGAUUCGGGUCUGGUUCUGCAAUCGCCGACAGAAAGAGAAGAGGAUUAAUCCUCCGAGCAGUGGCAGCAGUGGAGGAGGCAACACCCCCAUCAAAAGCAUCUUUACCCCCAGCAGUCCUUUGGUGGCCAGCACAGCAAGCCUUGUGAGCAGCCCAACUAUUAACACACCCACCACCCUGACUGUAAAUACAGUGAUGCCUCUCACCAGCACCAGUGUCUCCAGUUUGUCUUUCACAGGCACGACAGUUGGAGCCACAAACACAGCAUCUGUCAUCUCCACUGCACCUAUGGUUACUACAGCAACCAGCUCUCCAUCUUUAAGCCCACCGCCAACGACUAUUCAGUCCACGAGCUCCGAGAGCAAGGCUGGCACUAAUGUGCAAACAGUGGUUACCCAAGCCCCAACAUCCAUAGCCACCACUUUAGGUACGGGUCAGGUGAUGGUGGCAGCUCAAGGGUUGUCCGCUGCACUGCAGAGUGCAGCCCAGUUACCCACCAGUGCCAGCUUAGCUGCUAUGGCUGCUGCUGCAGGUCUCAACCCAGGACUGAUGGCUUCCUCCCAGUUCGCUCCAGGGGGCGCCCUGCUCAGUCUGACUCCCGGUGGCCUUGGCAGUGCGCUGAGUCCGGCCCUCAUGAGCAACAGCACCCUGGCUACCAUCCAAGCUCUGGCAUCAAGUGGCACAAUCCCCAUCACGUCGCUGGAUGGCGGUAACCUGCUGUUCGCCAACACCUCUGCUGGUAACACACCCAACCUGGUGACCACGCCACUCUUCCUGAGCCCCCAGAACCUGUCGCUGCUCACCAGCAACCCCGUCAGCCUGGUGUCGGCCGGGGCAGGGGGGCUGCAGGUCACUGCCGAUGCUCAUCAUCAAGCCACCACGGCUGCCGUGCCUGUGCAAGCCUCGACCAUUACCACUGCCUCCAAGGCUCAGUGAAACCGUGAAAGUCGGGCUGCAUCCUGAAUUAACACCCUAUUUCUAACGUUGUGCACUACUCCUGUCACACCAUGUAGGAAAUAGGGAGGUCGUUUGAUAUAGGCUCUGCGCUUCACUAACCACACCACAUUUUCUCCACUGUAUCUAUCAUUAUUUAAUCCUUUUGCUGCCACCAAAAAGAAAACGGCCUCUAAUGAGGUUGGGGUUGACUUUUUGUUUUUUCCUUUUAUGAUUUUUGGAUUUAUUUUUUUUUUCCCCCACAAACAGUAGCCAGAUGGACACUGUUGUUGGCCUGCCGCUCCGCAUGAACGUUGACAAGCGUCCAGCAAGAGAAAUGUCCUUGGCACCUUCAAACUGUUACCAUUUUGAGUGUGUGUGUGUGUGUGUAUAUAUAUGUAUACACGCGCACACACACACAGAGAUAUAUAUCCUCCUAUUUCCAGGUCAGAAUUUUCUCGGAAAUACUUCUAACCAAAAAUUGUAGGAUUAUGCUCUAUUAACAUUCAAACUAAACUGAUUUACUACUAAUAUCACAAUAUUCAUAUUCACUAAUGGGGAUUUGUGUGUCACCCCAUCUUUAAUGGUCUAUUUUUUGGGUUUUAUUUGACAGGCCUUGACGUAAAUCAUAUCAAAUGUUUAUUGUAGAGACUUUUUUUUCUUUUAUCUUUGUUGUCUAUAUUUUUUGACAUUUUCAGAACUUUGUAAGUCUAAUAUUAAGUUAAGAUUUAACUAUCAAUUUUAAUCAUGGUUAUAAGGCUUUAAAAACAAGUAAUAAGUGGCCGAUAUAAAGGUUAUCAUUGCUUUAAGGGUGAGAGGGACAAGAUGUGUCUCUCUGAAUCUCUCUUUCUGGAAACACUGACUUUUACAUUUUGCUGCAGUGGCGAAGUAGCCACAGAGCUUGUGUAAAAUGAUGGUGCGGAUUAUAAACACUGAUAGAAAAUGACUGAAAACAUUACAUUGAGAGCUUUAAAAAGAGCUGCAGAUGUGCAGUCCCGUGUCCGCUUGAGGGUGAUUUGUUUUGGAUGGUGGUCCAUUGGGAAACUGUAUAUUAUGUUUGGAUUCAGAUGUAGAAAUUAGAAGUCUGCAUGUGUUGUCUACAGCUCAGGCAGAUGCGGAGAGUUCAGUAACUGCAUGAUCCACAAGGCUCUGCGGCUGACUGGUCUGUUUAGGAGGAGACUCGUCGGGGGGCAAGGUCAUCAUACCAGAUGUAUGGUGGCAUUGGAUAGAUGAGGUUAUUGUAUUGUGUUUUUGUUUUCUUUUUUCUCUAAUAGUAGUACCAUUGUAUCUACUUGUGCACAGUAUCUGUACCAAAAAACUGGAUUGAUGAGCUGCAGUCUGCCUGUUUUGAGAGGAAUGAAAUUCUGUCUUUUUUUUUUCUUUGUCUGCAGUCAUUUGACUGGCUUACGUACUUUAAGAUAUACCAAAAAUAUUUGUUAAAAUAAUUGCUGUUUGUAGUUGGUGUAGCUUAGUCUAGUCAAUAUAUUUAUGAGUACAGAAUCUCUCCUCAUUGUCAACAGAAUAUAGAAAUGCAAUAUUUUGAUGAUCAUUUUCCAAAGAUGACCUUUUAUUUUCUUUUUUAAUUUGACCAAAUGUCUCCAUAGCUCAACUUUUUUUUAAAAAAAAAUUGGCAGCACAACUGACCAAAAAGAGAGAGAUUGGUGGUUUGGGGCAUGAGAAAGAUUUUCUUUUUCUUUUCUUUUUCUUUUUUUUUUUUUAUCACUGCGACUUUGCUCCCACUGCCAGUUUUUUUUUUCUCUUUUUGUAAGCCAUUUAAUGGCUCCUUUUCCUUUUCGUCUGUUUUUGGCCAUUUUGGUAGCAGUUUGGACUUUUCUGAAGCAUCAUGGAAAGGUUCUGUUUUUUUGUUUUGUACUAAUAUUCAGCCAUAAAACAACAGCUUGAACCAAAGUGGUUUUCCUCAGUAGUUGCUGUGCCUGUCCGAGCGCAUAAGUUUGCCAUUCACGCGAGCUCUACUCUCCACACUGCUGACAAAUUACUCUCCUGUUCGCCCACCUGGGUCAGUACGUGAUACUCCUGAUUCGGUGCUGCUGGAUAAAGGAUCACAGAAUCUUAGCUUUAACAACUUGCUGCUGAAACUCCUGAUGGAGUUGAGCUGUUGAGAGGCCUGCAUACUUUGCUAUAGCUUUAUGACUACAUCCUGUGAAAAUCAGGUUUUGUGGUAUAGACACCCCCCCCUACCCCCCAGGUGUGUGGAGGGCUCACCUAUGUAAAUACAUAGAUCUGAUCAUCAGAUAACAUACUACACCACCUCUCAGAACCAACAUUUUCAACCAGCAUGUUACUGAAAAAAAGUGCUGCUCCCUAAAUCUAUAUGUGGACUAGUUCUUCCAAACUGGUCCAAUUAUCUUACUUACUCUUUAUCUUAGCCCAACACAGUGUUGGGCUAAGUACUGUUAUGUGCUACACAUUGAACUAAACCCCACAGAAAAGAAGCAUUGUUCUGCAGCUUCUGAGUAACAGAAUGAAUUACCACAGUGAAAUCACUGCGACUGUAAGCAGCGAGAUUUGUCCCAUGUUAUCCUCUUGUGUACUUCUUUUCUGUUGUUGAAUUAUUUUGACUGAAUAUACCUCAGCAGCACUUAAACAUAAGGUUCACCUUAAUACAUUUCUGUGUAUAGAACAGUGUAGAAUGUAUAACUACUGUCUGGCUUUCCAUUCAAAGUUCAUACUGAUUAACCAUACAUAGGAACCAUACAUAAAGGACAACCUACUACUGGUAUUUUCUAGUACUACUAUUUAUGGGGUAUUUCCAGGUUUAAAUGUUAUUUUGAGAUCCUUCUUGCCAAAGUAAAAGCCUUUCUCUUUGCAGCUAGGUGGGUGUCUGGCUGCUCAUGUUGCUGGUUUCCCUGUCUUUAAGGCCACACCGGGCCUGCAGGACUCAGUCCUAUUCCAGUGCUGUUUGUUGUUACUAAAGAGUUGAACAUGUGCUGGUAAGAUGAACCAGUUGCCACUGGCACCAUAGGAUGUUACUGAAAUAUUUAUCUGAGGAAAGACUUAAGAAUUAGAGAAACGAUCUUUUCGUAAUUCUAUACAUAUAAAUAUAUAUAUAAACACUUGUAAGAUAUUCAUAUUUUGUAUUUGAACCGGUAUGUUAUCAAGACUGAAUGUAGUGUUUCUCAUUCUUACUCACAAAAAUCUCCCCUAAAUCUUUCUCUCUUUUUUUUUUUUUUUAAUUGAGACAGAGAUAUUUUUUUUGUUUUUUAAACUGUCUAGACCAAAAAAUACAAAAUCUGAGAUCACGCCUCGGUGGCGUGAGUCGCUGACACUUGUGUCUGCCGUGUUUCUGCAAGGUCUUUUCAACAGGAGGAGCUCGUUCAGGCGCUCCUGACUCUAAAGCAUCUGAUCUUAAUCUUUUAAUAGAUUUGUCAUUGUGGACUUGAUUUGUUGUGCUGUCUUUAACAAUCAUUUUAUUGUUUAUUUUUUUUUUAAUAUUACUUUAUGCCUUUAACUGUUUUGUAUAGUGUGAGAGGGCAAGAUCACUGGCUUUCUUAGUUUGACAAAGAAGAUUAACAUUAUCAUUUAUGCCUUAUUGUUAUGUAGAAGACAUGAGCAUUGUAGCAUUGUGUGUGUAUGUGUGUGUAUGUGUGUGUGAGAGAGAGCCUGAGCAAUGAGCUCACCUGAUGCAUUGUUUUUACUGAAACAAUACAGUGUACUUUGGGCAUUUUGGAGCGUGAUUAUGUUGCUACCUAUGUUUUUUAGGUGUGACUCAAACAGGUUGAGGAUACCUGUGAGAAAAGCUUUACUAAUAAUUCCAUCAGAGGUGUACAUGUGUGUGAGCGUGUGUGAGUUUAAAACGAGAGAACAGGGAUGGCAUUCUGCAAACCUUUAUGGUGCAUUUUUUCCAUCUUCCAGCAGACGUUUGAGGGUGAUUUUUUAAAAAAUGGUGACACGUGAGAGUACUUAUAUUUGUUUUUGUCCAGAGCAGGGCGGGAGUGGGAGGUGGGGGGGUCUCUGCUGAUUAAUUAAAGCCUUUAAGCAAGCCAGAUUUUGGUUUUUAAAGAUAAAACUACAGUCUGUGGUCAGAGUGUGACUGUUUCAUCUCUGCGAAUGAUUUUAUUAAUUGAUCUUUUUGGCUUGGCUUUAAUGCUUAAGUUUCAUGAUGCGAAAGUUCAGCCAUGUAUCAAAUUGUAGUAUGUUGGCCCACCACACUGGUUUGCUGGUUUGUUAAAGUUGACGUGCAGAGCAUCAGUAAGGCAAAAGGAGCUGUUGUAUACCUCAUUUCUAACUCAAGACUGAGUGAAACCUGCUUUAAUCUACUUAUGAAAUAAAAAUAUUUAAAAGAAAAUCACAAAAAAAGAAAAUACACAAACUUGUGUCCGUGGAGAAGCUCAUUCAUAACUGUCCUUUGUAAAGGGUUGUUGAAAGUGCCACCACAAGGGGGAGACAGAAUACAUACCAGUACUCGUGAAUGUUGUCUGUUUUGCUUUCACAACAUGGUGUUUUUAUGCUGCACGCUGACAUAUUUUAGCAUUGAAUUGACACAGUUUGUUGUGACUUGAGAUAAAAAGUUUAUUGUAAUAUAUGAUAUUCCCUUACAGUCAGUUACUUUUGAGCACCCCUCCCUGUUUGAACACUUCUUUAAGUUUUGACAAUCCUGUUUUUUAAUUUUUUUCUUUUUGUUGUCACCAUGACCAGGUACAGGUAUGUACAUGUCUGCCCCCAUGGUGGUGUGCUGUCACAGCCCACUCUUGCUCUCCUGUGGUACCAACAUUAACCAAAGACUUUUAACUUGAUUGUAUAUGAAUGACACCGUCUCUCACCCAUCCCCGCCUCACUGCUCAGCAUCAAAACCCGGCUGCACGCUCUCACCCGAGUCCUCGUUCCACCUGUAAAGAGUUUGCUUUUUAUUGCAUGUGAAUGUGUGUCCGCUCGGAAACACUGUGGCACCGUAUCGGUGCUGUGGUUUCAGUGCCUGUGGGCGGGGAUCGGAGGGGGUUGAACAGGGCUGAGUGGGCUUCUCCGACAGGCACGAAGCAAUCUGGUGGUAGCUGGGUGAUGUUUGUUAAUACACACUGAGGGUUAAUCCUGUGCACACUGUACAUGCUCAGGACUCUGUGUGUUUGUCUGUCCUGAGCGCUGUUGCUAGGAUGCCCCCCUCCCCUCCACUCUUUUUCUCAAGGACUGUGGUGAAAAUGCUGUUCCUGCCUCUCACAGUGUGUCUGUCUCUUCCUCAUCAUCUGUACACUGUAUAGUCCCAGGACAUUAACCCUGUUGUCUCCAGGAAUACACAUCCUGCGGUCGAUAAAACUCACUGCUGUGCCCCCCCCCCCCCCAAUCUUCUGCUCUCUCCUUUGACAUCGUCUCUUCACUACAGACUCUGAUCAGCUGUGACACUAUGCAUCAUGGUCCUUCACUCUGCAUGGACUGUGUCCCUCCGGCUCAGAACUCUGGCCGAUGGGCUUCAGUGACACUUUGUUUAAUGCUUUACUCCAAGUGAGGCUGCAGGACCUCACAAGCGCUAUCCCAAAGCAAAAAUCCAAAUAUUUAACUUUUGACAAAUGCAGAUACCAAAGAUAUCUCUCUGUCCUGUGUCUUUCUCUCGCUGUCUUUCCUUUCCCUUCCACCCUGCAGCAUGUGUAUUAAGAGACAAACCCAGCACUGGCUUUAGUCCUAGCCUCAGUAAUUCCAAAGCUUAGAUGUAUAUUUUGGUAUAUUUCUGAGAAAAACUUGUGUGUAAAGCGUCUGUUUCUUGUUUGUUUGUUGUAAUCUCUUUUUUCUGUCACAGCAUGGAACUAAUUGCAGAACUGUCUUACUCUUGGUAGGUUAAAGAUAUAGUAUUUUUGUAUGUUUUUGGGUGUGUUGUGUGUGAUUAUCAGUUCACAGCCCAAGUGACCAUGGCUUACAAGAACAGAGAAAAAUGAGAGGGGGGGAAAAAAUGCCAACCAUGUACAUAUUAUGUCUGUGUAUCUUAAGAAAAGCAUUCUGUAAAACAUUUACUACUCACGUUGGAAGCUUGGGCUCAUCUAAAGGAAUGUGUCCCAGAUUUUAUUUCCCUUUUUCUUAUUCUACAGUCUGUUAUGAAUUGUCUUCCCAGGACUCUAAUGUAAGGAGUUCUGGUUUCCAUCAAGGACAACAACUCUUGAGGGACACUGUUCUCAUCUGACUACAAGAAAAACACAAAAUGGAAAAAAAAACAACAAAACAACAAAAAAAAAAAACCUGCCUCCAGUCACGGCGGC
Messenger RNA from Scatophagus argus, 8424 nucleotides. It is a transcript of the gene pou2f1b, whose product is annotated as POU class 2 homeobox 1b. The record is from RefSeq and is a predicted model, not a curated record. Bases 56 to 2227 code for a protein of 723 amino acids. Gene Ontology annotation, biological process: regulation of transcription by RNA polymerase II. The transcript is spliced from 15 exons. Gene Ontology annotation, molecular function: DNA-binding transcription factor activity, RNA polymerase II-specific; RNA polymerase II cis-regulatory region sequence-specific DNA binding. Lineage: Eukaryota; Metazoa; Chordata; Actinopteri; Scatophagidae. Gene Ontology annotation, cellular component: nucleus.